Pseudomyrmex gracilis is the source of this 527-nucleotide messenger RNA. RefSeq names its product cytochrome c oxidase assembly factor 3, mitochondrial (gene Ccdc56). The transcript has 3 exons. Gene Ontology annotation, cellular component: mitochondrial inner membrane. The record is from RefSeq and is a predicted model, not a curated record. Gene Ontology annotation, biological process: mitochondrial respiratory chain complex IV assembly. The coding region runs from base 232 to 516 and encodes 94 amino acids. Lineage: Eukaryota; Metazoa; Arthropoda; Insecta; Hymenoptera; Formicidae.
CUGCUACAUGAAGCCGCUACGUAGCGCUACGUAGCGCUAACUUCGGCUAAACACACCCACUGAUCGGACACGCGAGUUCACAGCCUCUAGCUUUAUCAAAACAGGAAUAAGUAGAAAUAAGUAAUUUGUGGUUAUGACAGUGAUUUAAAACGAAAGUUAUUCUUUCUAAAAAAAAGGCGACAGCAAGAAGAGAGACUAAUAUCUGUUAUAAUCAAUCAUCUGUAGGUGGAAAUGGCAUCUGAUAGUCAACUUCAACAAAAUGAAACUAUGCCAAAGGUUGAUGUGACAAAAGAUACAGAAAAACUCAGGCCUACAGAUAUAGUUUACAUGAAACGUCUGGAGGAACAAAACAGACAAAGAGCAAGUAGAGUACUGAGAUAUCGCAGAGCUAAUAACAUUACUGCUAUUACCUUGGGUCUUACCGUCAUUGGGAUUUACUCCUAUACAAUAUAUUCUGUUAAGCAGGAAAAAUUCUUAGAUGAUUUUGAAAUCCCAGAGAAAGUUAAGAAAGAAUAAAGCAUCUUACU